Blastomyces dermatitidis ER-3 is the source of this 4043-nucleotide messenger RNA. Its product is annotated as serine/threonine protein kinase. The transcript has 5 exons. The record is from RefSeq and is a predicted model, not a curated record. Gene Ontology annotation, biological process: regulation of mRNA processing; protein phosphorylation; spliceosomal complex assembly. Gene Ontology annotation, molecular function: protein kinase activity; ATP binding. Lineage: Eukaryota; Fungi; Ascomycota; Eurotiomycetes; Onygenales; Ajellomycetaceae. The coding region runs from base 289 to 1404 and encodes 371 amino acids.
GCUUAUGCCGUAGUUUCCAAAUCUCUAAUCACAGAGUUAACGGUCUUAGCGCUAGACCACCACCCCAAGGUUUGCCAGCCAACAUCAUCAGCAUCAAAUCCAACGGCAUCGCCUCUUCAAAUCUGUAUCAUCCAUGUCAUAUUUGAUUUUACUGCAUUUGUAUCAAUGCUUCCCCCGCUUUUACGUUUCCUACCCCGGUUCGGAGGAUGGAAGCCUCUAAGCUUUGCCAAUUCGAACUUCCCCGGAUACCACUAGCUCAAAAAAUUGAAGAAGAGACAAUCCCAGAUUAUGUCGCUACGCGGUACUCCCGCUCGUAUUGGGGAGGUCUUCAAUGCGAGAUACCAAGUCAUUGGUAAACUUGGAUACGGAGCAACUUCGACGGUGUGGCUUGCGCGGGACAUGAACUGCUGUAAUUAUGUUACCCUCAAGAUAUUCAUUACAUCUACAUCUAUAGGCCAGCAAUUAGAUGGCGAGCUCAAUAUGUACAAAUGUCUGGAGCGAGGCUCAAAAUCUCAUCCUGGUCGCAAAGCUGUGGGGAUGCUUCUCGACUCUUUUGAUGUUAAUGGGCCCACGGAUAAACAUAAAUGCCUUGUACAUCCUCCCCUAUGGGAGAGUGUCUUGACCUUUCUUCGCCGCAACCCAAUUCACAGACUACCAGUUCCAGUCAUGGCUGCCGUACUAAAGUAUCUCCUUUUAGCUCUAGACUCUUUGCAUUCUAAAUGCAAGAUUAUCCACUAUGACAUCAAAUCCGACAACAUCAUGCUCGGCAUUGCUGAUGAUUCGGUUUUCGCCCAUUUUGAGGAAAGCGAGCUUCAAACACCCAGUCCGCGGAAAGAACUAGAUGAUGGUCGCAUCAUCUGCGAGUCCCGCCAACUCAGAAUGCCAAAGAACUUUGCCCCCCCAGUGUUAUGCGAUUUUGGCUUAGCCAUGCCUGGAGAUAUUGACGAGCAUUUGGAAGAUAUCCAACCAAACUUCUAUCGAGCACCAGAGGUGAUCCUCCAGAUUCCAUGGUCAUACAGCGUUGAUAUAUGGAACGCAGGCUGUGUGGCAUGGGAUAUGUUCGAAGGCGAGUUUCUUUUUACUGGACAUGAUCCGGAACUCCAGAUCUACCGAAGUAGAGCACAUCUUGCUGAGAUGAUCGCCCUUCUUGGGCCGACACCGCCUAGCCUCCUUGCUCAGGGUAGGCUGACAAGCAAAUUCUUUUCAGAGAAAGGUGAAUUUUGCGCCGGAAUCCCUUUGCAACAUCCAGUUUCACUCGAGGAGAGAGAAACCACCCUCAAGGAACAACCGGAGGACAGGGAGAAGUUUCUGUGUCUGAUGCGGAAAAUGGUGCAGUGGGAACCAGGCAAGCGAAGCUCUGCGGAGGAACUUGUUCAAGAUGAAUGGAUCCAUGCGCAUUCAUGAAAAGGAAAAUGCCGACCUUGGUUCAGCUCUUGUACCUAAUAAAUCACAAAUCCGAGCCUUGAGAACCCGUGACUUGGACAUGUACACGAGAGAGUACAUGCGUGAUUGAAACUAGGCACUAUCUAUUUUACUCGUUUAGUCCUUGCUGUAUCUUCGAAGGUAUUUGGUGUGGACCAGCCACGAGGCUCCGUACUUUGUGUUGGGCGAAGAUACAGCCCCCCGAUAACUGAGUAUGGGGAUGUUUUCUCUUCAUUUGUUCCUUGAGGUCUACUGGUUUAUUCAGUGAGGGUUCAAGAGAUCCAGUCACAUAGUCUGAUGGUGCCAGUACCGUUCUCAUAGAUGUGAUGGGCUGGAGCCGGCCCAUUGGUGCUUGAUCCGAGCGCUGAUAAUCAGCUCUUUAUCAUUAGGGUGGUAUUGAGAUGGAUGGACAGGGCUACUACCGUCGUUGCGGUGCCUACAUGUAAACAGAUAUUCGAUUUCGCCGACUUUCUAAGAGAGGUUUAGAGUACAGAAUUUCAGUAGUGUUUCAGAAUGUUGUGUAAGUUACCUUCACAGCACCAUUGACCGAAUAAGAUCUAGUGCCUGCUGGAACUCCGGCGUGAGAAGCUCCUUAUCAUAGCCCAACCAUCUGACAAGGGUCCGAGCAGUCGAAGAGAAAGCACGGGCCAUGGUUGUUCCUUGGUAUAAUAGAGAACUUGAUAGUCGAGAUAAGAAGCAGAAGGAUUUUAUGUGGAAUCGAAGCUAACAAUGCAGAGAGCCAUCAGAUCUUGUCCUGGAAGGAUCACAAGCAGUUUAUAACUGCGAGGUUUGCUUCCGUCACUAUCUCAUAGAUUCAUUUUGUCCUUGGCAUGUCUCAGUUGCCGCCGACGGCUAAUUACUCGCUCGAUCACUCUGAUCUAUCUAUGUUUAGAAAUCAGAACGGUUGAUUCUCAAGGUAGGUUUUGAUUCGUGAUAGUCACUAGUGUUGCCAGUAGCUAAAUGGUAGGUGGCUACAUUCUCGAGCGUCACAUCUUGGGUUUCAUACUCCAUAGUAUGGAGGGAGUGAUGGCAGUCGGAACUCAUUCAUGAUCCAACCAACUGGUGUCCAAAAGCUGUUUAUGGAACAGUGCUCCCCUGUACUAGUACUUGGGCUUACUGUUUCCCUAGAAGGCGCGGCGUGACCCUCCCCCCUUUGUACUGUACAUCCUAAGCCAUUUACUCACAACCCAUGUACAGUACAUUACAGAUACUUCUUUGGGAGAAAAAGGCUUCUUCUCUUCUCGAUGAACCCUUUCUGUACUUUAGGCGUUAUAAUUUCAGUUUUAAGCAUGGGGGAAUGUUCUACAAGCUUCAUUAUUGCUAAAUUUGUCAUAUCCUUCGUCACUUCGCAGCAGAUCUCGCAUACCCUUCCUGCUUCUCAUUUCUCUCCUGGAUAUAUUUCAAGAGCCCCUCAGGUAUCUGCGCAUCAUCUGUCAACCCGCUCGGCACCGGCGCGCCCAAGUGUUCAUACAACGGGACCACCCCAGUCCACACAAGCUCCUGCCGAUCUGGUCCAUCCUUCGCUCGAUCUCGCGACUGAAUCAUGGGAAUCCCGCUCUGGUGUUUCAUCGAGCCCCGCUGGACCUGGACGCGUAUCACAAAUACCAAUGACAGCGCGAAGGAGGCGAGGGGGUUGAGGUCUUCCCAGCGCCCGGCUACGAUGUGGUCCAUCACACCGCGCAUGACAUCUUCUUUCGCACGGCGGUCUCCGACAUGCGAACAUGCGCCAUGCACCACGGCGGAACGGUAGUUGAACGUAUGCCCGUUUGGAGCUGAGGAGAGGGAAAGCCCGUCCACUAGAUUUUCGCUCGUUAGCGAUAUAUAAGCAUUUUGGAGUCGGGAUUGGGUAGAUAUCCAACCUUUCGUUGUCGUAAUGCAAACUUUUAUCCGAUCAUCUCCACUUUCAUCUGGUAUUUCUCCCCGCUCGAUCCUAGCCUUCCUCUUCACCUCAUUCGCGCGCACGAGCUCCAUAAGCCUUGAGCUCGGGUGGCCAUGUAGGUAGACUGCCUCCCCUUCCUCCUCGCACCGAAACAGCGCGAUCAUGGGUAGACAUUGCGGCAGGCCAUGGUCGACGUACGAGACAUGCGCCAUAAAAGUGUCCGAGAAAACGGAGCCGAUGGACUCGGCAUCAUACCUGCCUCGUUCUUUGUGUCGGCGUAGUUCAGCGGGCUGCAUGGCGGUUGGUUGAUGAUGCGAUAGUCCACCCGUGCGUUAACAAAUUGUUUAAUCAUAACCUGGAAGCGAACUGCAUCGCUAUUUAACAUCCGCUUUUGACACCCCAGGCUCUCUCUCGUAUUGAGAUGUUUGGAACUUGGAUCGAUGGUGCAGCGAUUAGCUCGGAGUUAAAUAGGGGGUAGGAUAUGUACAUGUAACGUUACUGAAUACGUAGAUGAUACUUAGACAUUAAUCCUUACGGGGAGUAUAGUUGAGCAUGAUUAAAAAUUUCUCUCAUCACUUAAGAAAGUGCGUUUAUAGUGAUACACAGGUUUAAUAUACAGCACUCACAUUCACUAUUCUUAUACACAAAAAGUAAAAAGUAGAAGGAGGUUCUACAGAGUACAGACACUGCAACUGAAUAUCUCAUAGUUCAAAUCGAUGUUGUCAUGUAUUGAGUGUUUUAU